AUGUCUUUGGCAGUUGGAGCUGUGUCUAGUUCCAAGAACAUGGGUGGAUUUGAUGAAAACAAGGAGGUUGGAAGGGAGAAGAGUGGAGUUCAAGAGAGUGGAGAUGAAAGAGAAGAAAACAUGAAAAGAACCAUGAGUGAGUCUUCUUUCUAUACAACUGAUAAUGAAGAAGAUGAGGAGGGUAAUAAAAUUGAACUGGGUCCUCAGUACACCAUUAAAGAACAGCUUGAGAAGGAUAAGGAUGAUGAGAGUCUGCGGAGGUGGAAGGAACAGCUCCUUGGGAGUGUGGAUAUGAACAUUGUUGGAGGUAUUAAUUUUGUUGAUGAUGAUAACAAGUGCCACUUGGAGAUCAACUACACCUUUGACAUCCGGAAAGAUUGGGCCAACCCUUAA
Molecule: messenger RNA, 393 nt
Organism: Ilex paraguariensis (yerba mate)
Lineage: Eukaryota; Viridiplantae; Streptophyta; Magnoliopsida; Aquifoliales; Aquifoliaceae
Source: the annotation of a GenBank genome assembly